AUGUAUAUUUUUAACCAGUCAACUCGCUAUGUUACUGGUGUGGUCUACAUCGGUUACCUGUCCUGCUCUCAUCACUUGUCGAUAGCACUACAAAACUUCUUGGAGUUCCAAAAAAUUUUAUUUUUCAAAAGGUUUCGUGAAAAAUGGACAGAAAUGAAUCACACACCAGAAGCCAGAUCAACCCCUUUGAUAAUUGUUUCAGAUGCAAUUAAAGCAUUCAUCAAAUGUCAACUUGAGGUCAGACAUUCACAAGAUGACUAUUUAGAGUUUCUACUUCUUGCUGCACAAAUAGUUGGGCUGCAGUUCUUGGUUCGACUGAAUUGUCCAGAAUUGGGAACUCUUGCUCUUUUUUCAUCUCUUCUGUCUGACAAAGAAAAGAUUGAUCUUGUCCGCACAAUACAAGCAGAUCGAGGCCCACAUCUGAUGAAAACACUACCACAAAGUUUUGACAAUUUGCGUGCAUCUAAAACAUUUUUUGAAACAUCUAAUAUUGAUGUUUUCUUGAUGUACCUGUUGAAAACUGACGCAGAGCAGAAACAAUUUUUGCUUCAAGUAGUUGAACAGCAUAGGAAAAACUUUGCAGAAUAUAAUCGUGAACUGCUAGCUAAAAUUUGA
Helobdella robusta is the source of this 615-nucleotide messenger RNA. RefSeq lists its product as hypothetical. Bases 1 to 615 code for a protein of 204 amino acids. Lineage: Eukaryota; Metazoa; Annelida; Clitellata; Rhynchobdellida; Glossiphoniidae. The transcript has 4 exons. The record is from RefSeq and is a predicted model, not a curated record.